AUGGCCCACGAGAAUCGGACGUUGAUUGUGAUGGUGGCGCCGUCAGUAUGGUUAGUUUGGGGCGGGGGAUUUGGGUGGAGUGAGACAUUACUUAAGGCAAAAAAAUCUCAAACUACUUUUUGGAAUUUGUAUAGGUAUAGAUGAGAGAGGGGUAGUAGCUAUUGAUGGACAUCAAAAAAUACCUAAUAACCAUAUAAAAACAUAUGUUAUUUAAAAGAUCUUUUAAAUUAUUUUACCGCACUGUCUUGAGCUUUUAAUUUUGCCUUGCAUUAAAUUGCUUACCGUGACUUUUUACACACUUCAUUACCUGAGAACACAACCUGAAGCUUGAAAAGUAAUAUUAAUUUUUUUUGAAUUUAAAAGCGCAGAUUAAAUCAGUUUUGUUUAUUAGUUAAAAACCUCAUGAAAUUUGUCGCAGUUGGCAAAAAGCUUACAUGAUGUCGUCGUGCCAAAACUUUUAUAGCCAAAGUUGCGCCCAAGCCUAAACAGUGUGUAACAUGAGUAUCUGUGACAAUUUUUUUCGGCCUUUUGAUAAUGAAAGAUCUUUUGUGACUAACUGCGCAGCUACGAUCGCUCUUUUUGAGUAUUGCACUGUAAUGCUUAAGAAGAAGGUCGUCGUUUCAUCGCUUGACGCUCUGACCUGUUACCGGUCAAUGAGACAGAUAGGUAGAUCAAGAUAGUUAGGCAAAACAUUCUCAAACUACAGGUAGUUUUGUUAGAAUAGUCAGACUAUAGUCCUCUAGCCAAGCACAUCCUCUAGGCAAACCUAGGAUUUGAGAAAGGCAAUAUAACAUAAUGCCAAGGAUCAGGCGUUUCGCGCUGACGAGAGACAACUGUCUAAUGGGGGUAGUCUGAUUUAUUAGAAAAUAUAUUUUCUAUGAGAUUUUCAGGGAAUAGGAGAGCAUUUAUUGGAAAGAAAUUUAUAUCUUCUGAUUAAGUAAAGAGUUAAAAUUUUAAAAACUUUAAAACUUUAACGCUAAUAUUUUAAAUUUUCCCGAUUGAAAAUCUUCCGUUCCAGGGACAAUGUGUACCAAGACGAGUUUGUCGACAUAAUCAACUUCCAACUGGAAUUCGCAAAGACCUUGCACGAGCACGAGAAUGUCGUACUGAUCGCGGACAAACACACAAUGCCUUAUUUGGAUGGGCGGGUGCCGAACAUGAAGAACCGCCUUCCUUAUGACGCAUUGAUCGAGGCCAACCUCUACGACAUCAACGUGCACGACUACGCGCCGUUGGGAGUGAAGAAUCUGGUCAAGUUCAUUUACAGGUAACCUCUUUUUUCCAUGUUAUACUCGGUGCCUUCGACUAACGCCAGCACGGUAUGUUUUCAGGAACAAGAACAUGGCCGAUAUCAGCGACAAACAGGUGGACGACGGUUUCAAUCGCUUCCUGAUCGAAAACCGAAUCCGUAUUGAUAAGAGGGAGACCGAGUUGGCACUGUCGGGUCGUGAUGUGGUCGACAAUGGGGUGAACAAGGCGGUCGUCUCACAAGUAGGUCAACAUACGACCAUAACGAGUUGGUUUCAGGUGGCACAACGACUGAACGAGAACCGGCUGCCGGAAUGGGGCAUCAUGAUCAAGCUGUUCAACGCGUUUCGAAAAGUUAUUAUUACUCUAAUAAUUUAAUUAAGAUAAGAGGGUUGGUGUUGUAGUAGGUAUUGGUGCGGGGUUUUAGUUUUUGCUAUAACUUAUUUGAGAGAAUAGAUAAUUGUGAACAAAUUUGCCGAAAUUCAGGUAAUAUAGUCUUCAACUAACCUUUAUUUAGAUCAACAUUUUCAAAUUUAGAUUUAUUUUUACGUUACAGUAAUUUCACCGUACCCUUCACAUUCAAAAUAAAAAAAAAAUUAAGAAUCGCUUUUAUCCCCUAAAAUCCGUGCCCACUGCACCCAACCUCUUGCCCUAACAUAAUAAGACAUUAUUAGUUAAUAAGCAGUAAUAAUUAAUAAUGUCUAAUAGUAAUAACUAACACCUUGACCAACGUUUUAACCCGGUUUCUUUCUGUUAAGGUGGUGAUGGUGGAGAAGCCUGAGGACUACGACACACAGCGCCUGGAUGAUAUCUUUUUAUUUAUCGACGAUGAUGUAAGUAUCUAUUUUUAAAAACAAUCAAUCGGUGAUUUAUUUCGAAGCGAUUUUUGAUUGAAUCAGCGAGUUUUAUCGCCCAUUAAUUGCUAACAUAAUAAGAGAUAUUGAAGUGAUCACGUACGUGAUAACAGUAAAAACGCACAUAAGUGAUGUACACUAGCUUUUGGGGGACAUGACUGACCUUUUAGUUGUAAUAUUAAUCAGAAUUUCCAAAUUUAAAAUUUUCGGUUCUAGCUUCGCCUUUUUUUAAACUUUAGCUCCGGCUCCGGGGGUUUUUUAUACUGAAAUUUGACAUUUUUUGGCUCCAGCUCUAAAGCCAAAGCUGCCCCUGAGCCGGAGCAGGUUGCGUAGCUCUUGAGAGCUCUGAUAGUAAAUAUAUGAAAGAGUAAGACAAGAUAGGAUAAGAGAAGGUCGAGUACGAUUAAGAAAAGUACCUUAUAGUAUGGUACUUCAGAGUAGAACAGACUAAGAUAGGAAAAGGAAAUGACAGUAUCAAAUUUGUUACUGUAAAUAGCACAGGAGAAGGUAUACCAGCAUAAGGUAGGGAAUAGUAAAACACUGUAUGUUAGACUAGUAAAACUUGCAGUUUCAUGGUAACCAUAGCUUCCCUAAUAAGCAAAAUAGUCAACAGAGUAGUGACAUCACUUAUGUGUGAAUGUUCUUAGAUCCUAGCCAUUCCUCCGCUCAAAGAACCGGAACGAACAGCCUUGGAGACGGAGAUCAAUCGCAAGUUCAGGAACGAGAUCAUGCUCAUCGAUCUGCCAAUCAGCGGCCUAACACCAAUCGGAAACUGCGGAUUCUACACAGCGGCUCUGACUACUGAUAAGUGAGUUUAUAUCUAAAUUUAUGGUAUCUUUUAUCAAAUUUUACAAUUUUUGUCACAUAAAGUAAGGUUAAUAUCAAUAGCUGGUCAACAUAUUUUUAAAAUUGUUAAACUGGGCGAUUCUACGUACUUUUUGACUUAAAUACCACUUACUUUUACAUAAAAUUAUAGUAAUACUUAUAAUAAUAUGUUCGCCUUUAGAUACGUGUACGUUCCAGUAUACGGCAACGACCCAUCCAACUGGAAUCACGGUUUCAGUACGAUGGACGACAAAAUGGCACUAAACAUGAUUGGAGCCAACACGAGAAAGAAGGUGGUACCAAUCAGUGUUCCCAUGUCAUUCUGUAAACGUAACUUGUCGUUACGGUCGAUUACCUGGACCGUGCAUGGUCAGACGGCCGAUCAGUUGAUCAGUAUACCACGACGAAAGUUUACAUUGUAA
Messenger RNA from Bursaphelenchus okinawaensis, 3349 nucleotides. Lineage: Eukaryota; Metazoa; Nematoda; Chromadorea; Rhabditida; Aphelenchoididae. The record is from the annotation of a GenBank genome assembly.